This is a messenger RNA of Triticum urartu, 1210 nucleotides long. The record is from RefSeq and is a predicted model, not a curated record. Lineage: Eukaryota; Viridiplantae; Streptophyta; Magnoliopsida; Poales; Poaceae.
GCAGUACGCACGCUCUCCUCCUAAUCUUCUUAAGUAGAAGACGAGGUAGCUGCCUGCGGCCUACCUCACUCACUCACCCAACCGCGCGCCGGCCCGCUCCCGCACUACACCCAGAGGCUUCCUCCCACCGGACGCAGGAUCGCGACCGCCUAGCUACCCGGAGCUUGGAUAAUUCUUACGACUCAGACCCUGCCUGAGCUCUCCGGUGGUUCUUCCUUCCAGCAUCGAUCUGCUUCUUGGGCGAUCUUGGUAGGGGCUAGCUAAUGGAGGCGGCAUUGGUUCUGGUGGUGGCGGUGCUCCUUGGGUCCCCAGCUCUUGUUGCCUCAGAUUUCUGCGUGUGCCGGUCGGAGCAGCCGACGGCGGUGCUGCAGAAGGCGAUCGACUACGCCUGCGGGCAGGGCGCGGACUGCACGGCCAUCGCGCAGAGCGGGGCGUGCUACAGCCCCGACGAGGUCGCCUCGCACUGCUCCUGGGCCGCCAACAGCUACUUCCAGAAGUUCAGGUCCUCCGGCGCCACCUGCGACUUCACCGGCGCCGCCACCCUCUCCUCCACCGACCCCAGUUUCUCCGGGUGCACGUUCCCUUCCAGUGCCAGCGCCGCCGGCACCGCGACGGGCACCGGGACAGCCACCACGGGUACCGGGACAACCACGGGCACUGGGACGGCGACUACGGGCACCGGGACAACCACGGCGGGCACCUUCAGCCCCGGGAUGGGCACCGGCUUCAACAGCACCGGGUUCAGCCCGACGACCGGGAGCAUGGACGGCACCGCCGCGGCGGCCGGCUUGCUUCCGUCGAUGAGACUGGCGGCCUCCAUCGCCGUCCUCCUCCUCUCCUACUUGGCACUGCCCUGAACUCUCUCCGUCUGUCCGUCUCCUCUCAUGGCAGAACACAUUAGCAGUUAGCUUCAGUGGCCUUCUGGUCUGGCCUGCCAGAAGCAAGCUGAGAGUGUGGAUUUGUCUAAUGGAAUCAGUCGAUCUGGAGAGUUGAUCGUCGUUAUUGUUCCCUAGUGUCAUGGGCUGGUUAGCUGGGGGUGUCAUUUUGGCUCUAGUUUAAUUUUAAUUUAUCUAUGGCCUCCCACAGGCUGGAGGAGUGGUGUAUGAUUCGGUAGGAUGGCUGUCUCUUUCCCGCUGCAAGGACCCUUGUCUUCCUUGUCUGUUUUUAUACUGUUGGCCUCUCUUAAUUUUAAGCAUUUUUUGCUUGUGAA